UCCAGUCGUCACAAAACAUCCCGUUUCAGUAGAAUUGCAUACAAAGAAAACUCAUCAGCUGAAAAGCUGGUGUAUGAAUUUCAUAGUAAUGUCUUUCUAAAAUCAGGAUAAAUGAAAUUCAUUGUUUUAUUAUUUCAAAACACUUAUUGGAAUAAGUUCUGACUAUAUUAUUCUCUUUUUAACUGUGCCAAGAAUAGCUGCUGAAGUGAAACAUUGUAAAGUGAAAGUGUUGGAAUAAUCUGCCUAAGAAGACGAUCGCUAGAAAAUUUUGGAUUUUUCACAUAAACAACAAACAGUGGUGGAUGCCGACUGAUUCACAAUGAGCCAGGUGAGCACAGACGACUCAGACACGAUGGACGUCGAGCACGAGGACUCGGACCGAGUCACAUUCGACCUGUCCACCUCCAGUCAGACCGACACCAAGUCCCGACCCGAGGACAUCACCAAAGUGUGGAUGGACAAGUUCAAGGAGGGCAUUCUGACCGCAUCCCACUUCAAGGAACACUGGCGCUACUGGGUGCCCCAACUGUUCAACCCAGAACUCACCAAUCUCGGACAAGAAUGGAUGUUCGACGAACAGAAGUCACAAGCAAUUCUGUUCGACACCCUGGAACAGUUCAUCUGUGACGGGAACCCUCAGGAGGUGUUGACAAACCUGAGUCGACUAGACAAUCCGCCGUCGGUUUGUGGAAGGGUGUUCAAGAUGGGGGAACCUUCCUACCAUUGUCGAGAAUGUGGUAUGGAUGCCACCUGUGUUUUGUGUGUGGAUUGUUUCAAGAAGUCCUCCCACAGAAACCACAAGUACAAGAUGGGAACCUCCAUUGGUGGAGGGUGUUGUGAUUGUGGAGAUGUGGAAGCCUGGAAAACGGAGCCCUACUGUGAGGUACACAUCGCUGGUCUUAACAAGAAGUCAGAUUCCGCUGGAGGGUUUACUGAGGAUCUGGUAGCGAGAACCCGUAUAGUUUUCAGUUGCGUUUUACGUUACGCUUACCGGUUGUUGACCGUCGAGUACCAAACUAGCCUCCCCGCUGAUCUACGUCUCAAGGAAGCGGAUGAAAACCCGUUCCUGUUGGGGAACCUCGACAAACACUGCACUGUUCUCUACAAUGACGAGACACACACUUUCGAACAAGUCAUCAACACGCUGGCGCGUCUCAUUAAAUGCUCCCAGAAGGACGCGAUUGAGUUCGUGACGAACAUCGAUCGUGAGGGACGCGCCGUCGUCAAGUGCUCCACAUUUCAGUACUGCAAUGAACUCAAAUCCGAGAUUGAGCGGUUCACGUCGCGUCACGCCAGUCGACCUCUGAAAGUCCUAGUUGUGCACUCACAUCUAAUCGCCCACCAAUCCUACGCUCUACGUUUACUAACCUGGUUGCAGAAGGUGGUGAAUUUCUCGGAAGGUUUCCGCACGAUCUUUAAGGAGGUCGCCAUGGAGAUUAACUCACCCGACACUUCUAUCAUUGAGGGUAUCUUGUUGAGAGAUUCCACCCUCUGGAAAUCUGCACGUCUCCACUGGCAUCGUCUGUUCAUCUCGGGAAUGUUGAUGGAGUAUGAAAGCAAGAAAGCGUUCGCGAUUGUGUUCACCAAACACUACGCAAGUGUCAUGAAGGAUUUCAUCAGGGACGAUCAUGACCAUUCAUUCUCAGUUGCCUCAUUGGCUGUACAGAUUUUCACUGUACCCACCCUCGCUCAUUACCUCAUCGCCUACGAGAGUGUCCUCUACAAUCUAAUGAACACGUUCAUAUCGGAGUGUUCCAGAAAACUAAACAAAAACAACAAACUUGAGUUUGAACGGAAUGUGCAGAACGUACACUUCAAACGAGCUCAGUUUGUUUUGUAUGAUUUGAGAUACCUGUUGGGAGUAGCACCAGAGGUUUGGACUGAUGACCUCCGUAAAGGAUUCCUCCAUGCCUUCUCGUUGUUUCUGGAUUUGUUGACUUAUAUGCAAGGCAUGGACGCGGUUACCAGGCAGGUGGGACAACAUAUGGAGUACGAACCUGAAUGGGAAUCUGCCUUCAACUUGCAUAUUAAGUUGUCGCCAGUGAUCACGUUGAUGUUGAAGUGGUGCGGUAGUGACAAGGUGGUCCUAGUGAAGGCAUAUCGUGCAACUUUGAGGAAACUCUACGAGAACCCCAGUUUUGACCCCACCCAACCCUGUGAGGUCCGCGAGUUAGCCGACCAUAGUGCGUCCUGUCUCCAGUAUGAUGUCUCCUCACAACCUGUAUCAAUUCAUCUGCCGUUAUCGAGAUUCCUAGCUGGGUUACAUCUUCAUCUGGAACGUUUUGGUCUAGAAUUUGAUUCACCUGAGUUCAGCAUGUCAACUAAACAAACACCAGAGCAGAUAAUUGAACCUGUGUUGAGAACUCAGGUGAUGAUCGCUCAAGUCCAUGCUGGGAUGUGGCGGAGGAACGGGUACUCACUGUUGAACCAACUAUAUUUCUAUCACAAUGUUAAGUGUCGUUCUGAGAUGUUGGACAAGGAUAUAGUUUUGCUACAGAUUGGAGCGUUCCUAAUUGAAGCUAACGAGUUUCUGAUACAUCUGUUGAACAAGUUUAACCUGACCAACUGGGCUAACCCGCAGUUUGAGGUGAAUGCUAUGAAGAAUCCGGAGGAGGACAGUAUCCGGCAGACUAUCAGUUUGGUGGAGGAGUUUUUGAGGUUGUUGGUGACGAUCAUUGGGGAGAGGUAUAACCCUGGGGUGGGUAAGGUGCAGCCUGAUGAUUGCAUCAAGAAGGAGAUAAUACAGCAGUUGUGUAUCAAACCGUUGCCACAUUCGGAGCUCAACAAAACCUUGCCAGAUGAUGUGAACCAUGAAACAGGGUUGGAACGUGUGAUAAAUCAGGUGGCCGAGUUUAAAAAACCGACGGUAGCUUCGGGGAAAGGUGUGUACGAGCUGAAACCCGAGUUCUACGAUCAGUAUAACGUGUUUUUCUAUCACUACACCCGGGAAGAACUGUCGAAAUCCGAGGAGGAACAGAGGAAACGUCGCAAAGCAGCGGGUGAACUAGAGUGUUGUCCCCCACCUGCACUUCCUCCGCUAUCGGAUUCGUUCAGUGUGAUGGCGAAUCUGUUGCAGAGUGACGUCAUGCUUCACAUUAUGAACCUAGUGUUGACGAGGAGUGUGAACCUUAGAGCGAGGAGCUUCUCGGAGACACAGUUGCACAAGGUGUUGCAUCUGAUUGGAUACGCGUUGCAAGAGGAGGAACGCAACAGCUGUCAGUUUUUGACGUUCACGCUGCGUGCGGAGAAGUGGGAGUUGGAGCCGCUGAUUGAGGAGUUGUGCACUAGUCCCAGAGUGGAGGCUCACAAGGAUCUGUUGCAGUGGACGUUGGCCAAGUUCAGGAAGGUGGCAGCAGCUUGGCGCGAGACGUCGAAGGGCGGCCAGGAAGGGGGGAGCACUGAGGGGGUGCCGGGGACGAGCGAGGUGCCGUCUGGCUCGACAAGCACCUCGGGCGAUGUGGCUCGCGAGGAGAAGGAGUGGCGAGCCAAAAUGGCCGCCGAACGCAGAGCCAAGAUUAUGGCCCACAUGACUGCGCUGCAGAAGAGCUUCAUGAAGGAGCACGCUAAGGACUUUGAGAGUGCACGCACUCUGUCGGAGAAGAGUGUGAGUGAAUCACAGGAGCAGAUGGUGGUUGGAGCGGUGGCCUUGGAUGCGGAGAGGUCACCAGUCGCUUUGGGGCCCCACCAGACACCGCGUGUCAACACUGAACGCACCUACACUUGUAUACUGUGCCAGGAGGACCAAGCAGUGAUCCUGGACGGACCGGCGCUAGUGUUGGCCGCCUUUGUGCAGAAGUCAACUGUGCUCAGUCACAAACGGCAGAUGGGUGAGGGAGAUGAGGAGGAGAAGGACAUAGACAGCCAACCCAUGUUCCCCUCCUCCAAUCUGGGCCCGGCACCUCACACUAGCACCUGUGGACAUGUCAUGCACAGUCACUGUUGGCAACGGUACUUCGAGAAUGUGUUAGCCCGCGAGAACCGGCGGCCCUACCGCCUCCGUCACCCCACCAGCUUCGACGUGGAGAAGAACGAAUUCCUCUGUCCGCUGUGCGAAUGCCUCAACAACACAGUGUUGCCGCUCAUCCCGCCCCUGGGCACCUUCCAGCAGCCCACGCCCUCAGUCGAGGCCAACUUUGACAACUGGCUGCAGAGCAUACAGAUUGCACUGCGUCACAAGCAGAAACGCAGUCAUAAGGCCAAGUCGGUAAGUAAGGGGACAAGGUAUGUCGCUUGCCUUGUUUGGGCACGCAGUGUGCAUCAGUCCAGUGAAGGUGAAAACGACUCAGUCACCGACCUUUGGCUGUCAGACUCCGAGAUGGACUACGACGAGAGUGGAGAGGGGGAAGAGGGCUCGCUCCCCUCCACCCGCCACUACCCGAUGGGCGAGUCCGACUUUGUCAUGCAGCUGUACAUUCUGGCCGCACGAAACGGCAACAGCGCAGCGACGGCUAACGCAGCAGACGGCAACACCGCAGCUACGGCCCAGCCAGCAGCGCCCAUACUGAUGCUAUCCACUAGUCUGCUAGAGAUGAUUCAUCUGUUCUCGCAGGCUACUUACACCAAAGGCCUAGGCGUGAACCCGCACCAACUAGACUGCCGGGUCCCUCUGAUGGCGUGGCGUUCAUGCGCCUACACCAUCCACUCCCUCGAAUGGCUUCUACGCGACACCGACAAACCACUACUAGGCAAUCUCUCCUGCCGCAAGCAGGACUGCCUCGAGGCCCUAAUCCGAGUGUCCGCCAUCUUGGGGUCCACCUGGAAACAGGAGCAGGUCAUCAACUCACACGCACUCCGUCUAUUGUCGAUCAUCCUCGAAACACCUUCACAAAACUCUCAGGCGUCGAUCCUCGAUUGGGAUAGUUUUGGGAUGUUGGUGCUACUAACCAUGUCCAUGCCGAGUUUGUUUUAUACGGAACAACCGGUGCCUGUUCCAUUGGGGACCACCUUAGAGUUGUACACUCUGAAUUUGAUGUUGAUAGCCACGUUUGCGCAGAUAGUUGUCACUAGCGAUGUCCCCACAGAGGAGGCGAUGGAAGAGGAGGAGGAGGAAGAUGGAGAGGAAGACAGCACGGAGUGUUUGAAGGAGUUGUACAAGAUCCUGAGGGGGACGAGUGAAGUGGACACUAGGAGGCUAUGGAGGAUGAUGAAGGAUAAAUCUAUACCUUUCCUGCGGUGUUGUGCGUUGUUCUAUCAUUUCCUAACCGAUGUCCCGGCACCAGCUCCGCUGAAAACAUCAGGUGGCGACACUUUUGAAGCACUCUGUAGCUACCUAGGUUUGUCCCCCCUGUGCAAAGAUCUGAUCGCCCACGACAGUGUGACGUAUCUGGCGAAAAAAUGGGCCCAACACGACGAUGUGAAAGCGUUGGUUGUGGAACAGGGAACGGUGAACAAUGAACAAGGAACAAAUAAGGAACAGGUGGGACGGUUCAGGGAUUUGACCAGGAUUAAUCGGUUGGUGAAUCUGCCCGAGGACUACAGUGAACUGAUCAACACGGUGUCCAUGUUUAUAUGUCCGAACAGCGACCGAGAGGACUCGCGCAACCCGACCAUGUGUCUCGUGUGUGGAGAGAUGCUUUGUUCGCAGAGCUACUGUUGUCAGACGCAACUCAAGAACACGCUGGUCGGAGCAUGUACCAGCCACGCAUACAAAUGCGGCGCCGGGGCUUGUGUGUUUCUGCGCGUGCGCGAAUGCGAGGUGCUGCUAUUGGCCAGUCCGAACCGCGGCUGCUUUAUGACUCCGCCCUAUCUGGACGACUAUGGCGAAACGGACCAGGGUUUGCGGCGCGGCAAUCCGCUCAAACUGUGCCGCGAACGUUACCGCAAACUGCAGCUGUUGUGGUUGGGGCACGGUAUUCACGAGCAGAUCGCGCGCGCAAUAGAGGCCAGCACUAACCUUGUGUCGACGCAGUGGCAACAUCUCUAAAAAACUUAUGAUUCAAGAUGAUAAAAGACUCGUGAAUUAUGAUAUUGUAAGUGUGAAUAGGACCGUAAUAGUUGUGUUGAAAUGUGUAGGGAAGUAAAAGAAGGAUAUAUUACGAAAUAAAGAUACAAGUGUCGGUGAAAUAGAAUAUUGAAACUGUGAAUAGGACCGUGAUAAUUGUGUUGAAAUGUGUAGGGGAGUAAAAGAAGAAGAUUUUACGAAAUAAAGAUUCAAGUGUCGGUGAAAUAGGAUAUUAAAACUGUUAAUAGGACCGUAAUAAUUGUGUUGAAAUGUGUAGGGGAGUAAAAGAAGAAGAUUUUACGAAAUAAAGUUCAAGUGUCGGUGAAAUAGGAUAUUAAAACUGUUAAUAGGACCGUAAUAGUUGUGUUAAAAUGUGUAGGAGAGAAAAAAAAGGAUAUGUUACGAAAUAAAGAUUCGAGUGUCAGUGAAAUGGCAAUGGUAUCAAAGGAGAUAGGAGAGUAUCGAAUUAGGGACAGAUAACUAAUUGUGUUGAAAUGUGUAGGAGAUAAAUGUUCAUUCAAUUCUAGGAGAAUUGUAUGUCUAGGGCAAUUGAGGCAAGCACUACUAACCUUGUGUCGACGCAGUGACAACGUCUCUAAAAAAUUGAAGUUAUGAAGUCUAGCAUAUGCGAGGAAAAGCUGUGAAAUGAGAACGUGAAAGUUGAAAUGUGUAGUAGGGUAAAGUGAGAUAAAGGAGAGUAAAAGCCAUUGAGGUAAGCACUAACCUCUUGUCGACUCAGUGGCGACAUCUCUAGGUAGUUGAAGUGAAAUUGAAGACUCGGAAAACUGUGAAUAGAACCGUGAUAGCUAAUCUGAAAUGUGUAGGAGAGUAAAGGAGAAGUAUAGGACAGACAUAGACAGAAAUGUCUAGGAGAGUAAAGGAGAGAUAUGAGACAGAUAAUCAGGUUGUAAUGUCAAGGAGCAGGAGAGAAAUAGGACAGAUAGAGAUGGAGACAGAGAUAGGACAGAUUAGGUAAAUGUCUAACUACUCUUCAAUGUUUGAACUACAUAACUACAGAUAACAACGUUGAAAUAUCAAGGAGAUUGUGGGAGAGAAAAUAGGAAAUUUGAAAUAUUUAAGAGAGUAUUUAAUUCUAUGAGAGUAAAAGGAGAAAUGAUAUCUAUGUUGAAAUGUGUAAGAGAGAAUUCAGUUCUAACAGUGGCACUGUAGAAACGUUUUCCAAAUAGGACUGAAAAAGAUUAGCAUCUGUGAGGUAAGUGUCGGAAAAAUAAUUGUGAUAAGAUAGGUCAGAUACGUUAAAAUAUUGGGGAGAUUUUAGGAGAGCAAUAGGACAGGUAACCAUGUUGAAAUGUCUAAUUCUAGGAGAGUAUCUCAGUGGUCCAGAGAGUACUUUGAAAUCUACAGGAGAAUAAAAGAAAGAUUUAAGCUUCAUGAUAGUAAAAGAUAAUAAAAAGAGUAGUUCAGUCGCGGUGUAUGAAUC
Messenger RNA from Nilaparvata lugens (brown planthopper), 7382 nucleotides. It is a transcript of the gene Ubr1, whose product is annotated as E3 ubiquitin-protein ligase UBR2. The record is from RefSeq and is a predicted model, not a curated record. Gene Ontology annotation, biological process: protein ubiquitination; ubiquitin-dependent protein catabolic process via the N-end rule pathway. Bases 320 to 5923 code for a protein of 1867 amino acids. The transcript is spliced from 11 exons. Gene Ontology annotation, molecular function: ubiquitin protein ligase activity; zinc ion binding. Lineage: Eukaryota; Metazoa; Arthropoda; Insecta; Hemiptera; Delphacidae. Gene Ontology annotation, cellular component: cytoplasm; ubiquitin ligase complex.